Messenger RNA from Elephantulus edwardii (Cape elephant shrew), 900 nucleotides. It is a transcript of the gene MPZL1, whose product is annotated as myelin protein zero-like 1. Gene Ontology annotation, cellular component: membrane; focal adhesion; cell surface. The record is from RefSeq and is a predicted model, not a curated record. The transcript has 6 exons. Lineage: Eukaryota; Metazoa; Chordata; Mammalia; Macroscelidea; Macroscelididae. The coding region runs from base 1 to 810 and encodes 269 amino acids.
AUGGCAGUGCCCGCUGGGGCCGAGGCAGUGAUUGCAACCCCAGACCGCAGGCGCUGGCUGUGGUCGGUGCUGGCGGCGGCGCUUGGACUCGUGACUGCUGGAGUGUCCGCUGUGGAGGUGUAUACACCAGAAGAAAUCUUCGUCGUAAAUGGGACUCAGGGGAAGCUGACCUGCAAGUUUAAGUCCUCUAACGUGACCAGCAGCUUGACCUCAGUCACCUGGAGCUUCCAGCCAGAGGGGGCCAACACUGCUGUGUCGUUUUUCCACUACUUUCAAGGGCACGAGUACCCCGGAAAUAGUCCACCAUUUAAUAACAGAAUCAGCUGGGUCGGCGACCUGGACAAGAGAGAUGCAUCAAUUAACAUAGAGAAUAUGCAGUUUAUACACAAUGGCACCUAUAUCUGCGAUGUCAAAAACCCCCCUGACAUUGUUGUCCAGCCAGGACACAUUCGACUUCAUGUUGUAGAAAAAGAGAGCAUGCCCAUGUUUCCAGUUUGGGUGGUGGUAGGUAUAGUUUCUGCUGUGGUCCUAGGUCUCACACUGCUCAUCAGCAUGAUUCUGGCUGUUCUCCACAGAAGGAAGAACUCCAAACGGGACUACACUGGCUGCAACACAUCAGAGAGUCUGUCACCGAUUAAGCAGGCUCCAAGGAAGUCUCCCUCCAACACAGAGGGUCUAGUAAAGAGCCUGCCUUCUGGAUCUCACCAGGGCCCAGUCAUAUACGCGCAGUUAGACCACUCUGGCGGACAGCACAGUGACAAGAUUAUCAAAUCCGAGUCUGUGGUGUAUGCUGAACUCCUGAAGAACUAAGAGAAGACCCAGAAGGUUCCCAAGAAAGAAACAAAUCCAAACUGGACUCUUGUGAAGAAAAUGUAGCCCACUACCACACGUGGCCUUUGA